Oncorhynchus nerka (sockeye salmon) is the source of this 4772-nucleotide messenger RNA. Its product is annotated as calcineurin subunit B type 1-like. Bases 212 to 967 code for a protein of 251 amino acids. Gene Ontology annotation, molecular function: calcium-dependent protein serine/threonine phosphatase regulator activity; phosphatase binding; calcium ion binding. Lineage: Eukaryota; Metazoa; Chordata; Actinopteri; Salmoniformes; Salmonidae. Gene Ontology annotation, cellular component: calcineurin complex. Gene Ontology annotation, biological process: protein dephosphorylation; calcineurin-mediated signaling. The record is from RefSeq and is a predicted model, not a curated record. The transcript is spliced from 7 exons.
CCCUCCUCGGCGAUACUGACCCCGCCCUAUAGGUCUCACUGUGCCACUGCAGUGAACCCGACGUUAAAAAGAGAGGAGUUGAGUCAAAAAACAAGAACCUGAAUAUCACUAGCACCGUGUUUUUGUAAUAGCGAGACCCUCUUUUUAUAUCGUUUUUUUCUCCCCGAGUCCUCAUUUCCUGGUCAACCUAUUUCAUCAUCCAACCGGCAAGAUGGGGAAUGAAGCAAGUUACCCCCUGGAAAUGUGCUCACAUUUCGAUGCUGAUGAGAUUAAGCGUCUGGGAAAGAGGUUUAAGAAACUGGACCUAGAUAACUCUGGAUCCCUUAGCGUGGAGGAGUUCAUGUCCCUGCCUGAACUCCAGCAGAACUCCUGUCUCAGAGGACCAUCACCCCCACGUAAGCACCCCCAGACCCUCACCCCCAGACCAUCACCCCCAGACCCUCACCCCCAGACCAUCACCCCCAGACCAUCACCCCAGACCAUCACCCCCAAACCCUCACCCCCAGACCCUCACCCCCAGACCAUCACCCCCAGACCAUCACCCCCAGACCCUCACCCCCAGACCAUCACCCCCAGACCAUCACCCCCAGACCAUCACCCCCAGACCAUCACCCUCAGACCAGCACCCCCAGACCAUCUAACUAACUCUAAACCAUCUCUUCCCCCCCCAUCAGAAUUCAUCGAGGGAGUCUCACAGUUCAGUGUCAAGGGGGACAAGGAGUCAAAGCUUCGGUUUGCCUUCCGGAUCUACGACAUGGACAAGGAUGGCUACAUCUCCAACGGAGAGCUCUUCCAGGUGCUGAAGAUGAUGGUAGGAAACAACCUGAAGGACACCCAGCUGCAGCAGAUCGUGGACAAGACCAUCAUCAACGCAGACAAGGACGGAGAUGGCAGGAUAUCCUUCGAAGAGUUCUGCUUAGUGGUGGGUGGCCUUGACAUACACAAAAAGAUGGUGGUGGACGUGUGAGCCCCCCCCCUCCGCUCCGUCUGUCUCUGAAGAUCUGCUCAAGACAUCUGACAAACGCUCUCUGUGUAUUUCAAUGGAAGUAUUCUCUCUCCUCGAAGCCACUUUUUUUCUGAAGAAACCACGAGCCUCGUGAAGCCAACUGUGUUAUUGAACUCCUCUCAAUAACACGAAGAAAGACGGAUAUUCUUGUUCAUAAAGAACAUCCCAGUUCAAUGGAGGAGGGAGAAAUGUUUGCUUGUUUAUAUUUAGUUCAUUUUCUUUUCUUAGUUAUUUUUUUUUUAUAUAUUUAUUUUCGUUCUGGUCUCUUUUUAAAAAAAAUACACAAAUACUCAUGUAUAUCUAUAACUGCUCUCUCGUGGUUAAAUGUGACGUUAUCUGAGGUGUUACAUUAAAUAAAAAAUACUUGAUUUCAGUUACAAUUGAAAAAAAGUAGGGUGUGAAGUGCCAACCAGGACAUACCCAGAAACCAGCUGAUAUUGUUAUUACUAUGAACUAUCCACGUGGCUGUCAGUGAUGGAUGACUAGUGUGUGAGACGUCAAGCGUUCCUACUGUCAUCACAUGAUGACUAGUGUGUGAGACGUCAAGCGUUCCUACUGUCAUCACAUGAUGACUAGUGUGUGAGACGUCAAGCGUUCCUACUGUCAUCACAUGAUGACUAGUGUGUGAGACGUCAAGCGUUCCUACUGUCAUCACAUGAUGACUAGUGUGUGAGACGUCAAGCGUUCCUACUGUCAUCACAUGAUGACUAGUGUGUGAGACGUCAAGCGUUCCUACUGUCAUCACAUGAUGACUAGUGUGUGAGACGUCAAGCGUUCCCACGUCAUCACAUGAUGACUAGAUGCACAUUUUAUUUUCACAAAUAAACAGCGAUUUCUUUCGUUCCAUUUACAUCCUCUUGAGCAAGUUGUGAUUAGAUCAGUUAAACUUCCAAUCGCAUGAAACAUACAAUAUAAUGUUAUUGUAACAUGAGUGUUUUAUUUAUAGUUAUAUUUGUCGGAAAUUAUUAUUCUGUUUCUUGUCAGACUUUCUGGAAGAAGAAAAAAACGAAAUGUCAAGUAGAGAUACAUGCCAAGAAAGUGUUUUUUGUCAUUUAUUGACUUUGAUGACAUGUUUUUACGUUGAACAGUCUGUAUCGGUCUACAUAACAGUCACCCAAUCCAAAGUAACAGGUAGUCAGUCUGACAGUUAGAGGUUCGCCAGCAUCCAGAGGGUUGCCGGUUUGAAAUCCGAGGUCUGAUGGGAAAAAAUCGUUUGGGAAGUGAACAGGCAACGAGAUGGUUGUUGGUAUCAAAUCCUAGAUGCCAUUGCCUGCCGUUGUGAUCUUGAGCAAGGCACUUAACCCCGUACAGCAACUGUUCGGUAAGGCUGCUCCGACCUGUGUGUGUGUGUCUUUCGGAGGGUUUUGGAAUAGUCACGUUUCAGUUGCACCUUGAAUAAAGUGGCCUAGAGCGCAUCACUCAAAUUGAAGAAUCUCUCUUCAAGUCAUGGAGCGCAUCUAUGAAAAUCUAUUGUAUUACAUUUUGAACUGAAGUUUGGAGGAAUAUCCUGAGCCUAAUGACAUCGAGAUGGAAAACAAUUCUCGACAUAGAUUGUAAAUAUCAGUGUGUUAUUGAGACAACAUGUAAGGGAUAAUCAAUAAGAGGCUAUACGUUGUAAGAGGCUAUACGUUCUAUGGAAAACAAUGCACGACGUGGAAGGUGUGUUCCACGACGCGCUAGCGGAGCGAAACUAACCUUCCACUGAGUUGCACUAUUUUCCAGAGAGCCUGAGUUGAUUAUUCCUUUUAUUCCACAGCUAUAAAUUAAACACGUUUGCCGCUAGAAAUGUGUUCAUUUGCAAAGUAGCUAGAAAGUUGCCACGGGAACCAAACAAACAGACUUGCUAGUUUAGUUAUUAAGCAAACCAUCGGUCCAAGCUUGCUAUAAUGAAAAUCUAAUUCAACAAUGCCGUUUUUCAAAUAGACUUUUGUUUUUAAAAGCAGCUUAAACAUAGAACAUGUAAGAAUAAACUAUAGCCAUUGAAUUCUACCGUGCUGAUAUACUGUGUGUUAUAGGGAAAUAAUGCACGCUCUAGAAUGCCCUUCAAGCCAAUCAGAAACGAGUAUCCAACAAUGCCAUGGUAUAAAUAAUGUUAAGGCAUCGUAUUGAGACUCAACUGUAGGCCACAUUGUUAGUUUUGUAACCAAUAGACACUGAGUGUACAAAACAUUAAGAACACCAUCCUAAUAUUGAGUUGCACCCACCCCCCACUCUUUGCCCUCAAAACAGCCUAAAUUCGUCAGGACAUGGACUCUACAAGGUGUUGAAAGCGUUCCACAGGGAUGCUGGUCCAUGUUGACUCUACAAGGUGUUGAAAGCAUUCCACAGGGAUGCUGGCCCAUGUUGACUCUACAAGGUGUUGAAAGCGUUCCACAGGGAUGCUGGCCCAUGUUGACUCCAUUACUUCCCACAGUUGUAUCAAGUUGGCUGGAUAUUCUUUGGCUGGUGGACCAUUCUUGAUACACACGGGAAACUGUCGAGCAUGGAAAAACCCAGCAGCAUUGCAGUUCUUGGUACAAACCAGUGUGCCUGGCACAUACUAACAUACCCUGUUCAAAGGCACUUAACUCUUGUGUUGCCCAUUCACCAUCUGUCUGAAUCUGCACACAUACACAAUCUGUCUCAAUUGUAUCAGGGCUUAAAAAUCAUUCUUUAACCUCCCCUUCAUCUAUACUGCUUUUAUGUUUUACAUACUUUUGACCAGGGCCUCAUAGGACUCUGGUCAAAAACGCCUCCCAUUUGCAUGAUUUUGGUUAGAUGAUCCAUUUAAAUAAUCCUUUAGUUAAUUAACACAUGAAUGGUGAUGUUAGUAAUUAUGAUAUUUAAUCAUCUACUGGUGGCUACAAUAUGGACAUGUUCGAAUUAUGAGCACUAAAUCCAAAACAAACUGAACUAUUUAAGUGUUUAGUAUUUUCCUCCCGGAUCAACGAGAUUAUUCUUAAAUUUUUUCCCCCAGUAAAAGGUCUGUUUCCUGCGUCAACUGCUACACACUGCACUCUGCUUUCACGGGGAGCUUUGAUGCUGCUGGUUUAUGUAUAUAUGUAUUUAUGCAGUUCCAUUGUGACGGCUUUCUAAUGGUGAAGGAGAGUCGGACCAAACUGCAGCGUGUCUAUUGCGAUUCAUCUUCAUGAAUCAUCAUCAUUCAUUCAAAAAAACGUAACACACAAAACACUAACACUACAAAACGAAAACCGAAAACAGCCUAUACAAGUGUCUACUAACCUCUAACAAGGACCAUCAAGACACACAGGACAAUCACCCACAAUCCAACCAAAGAAUAUGGCUGCCUAAAUAUGGUUCCCAAUCAGAGACAACGGUAAACACCUGCCUCUGAUUGAGAACCACUUCAGACAGCCAUAGACUCUCCUAGAACACCCCACUAAGCUACAAUCCCACUAUACACACAUUCCAAAAUCCAAAGACAAAACACACCACAAUACAAAAACUCUAUGCCACACCCUGGCCUGACCCAAUACAUGAAGAAAACAAAAUACUUAGACCAGGGCGUGACAUCCAUCUUUCUGUUCUGUUGUCCUUAUAGCUCCAGACUGCUCCUUAGUUUUGUAACUGCUACUUUUUCUAUUUUUUUUUGAAGGAGACUGUUUUUUGGGUGUUUUUUUUUUUUUAGUAUGUGGAAAAUGAAAAUGGUUUAAGUUUGAGAUGUCUUUUUCCCCUUUUCUCUGCAUUCUGCAUCUGAUGCUGUGAGACUGUUGGAGACGUGAUACUGAAUGACAAUAACAAAUAAAUACACUUUGAAACAUUGUAA